Messenger RNA from Amphiprion ocellaris (clown anemonefish), 2217 nucleotides. It is a transcript of the gene tpst1l, whose product is annotated as tyrosylprotein sulfotransferase 1, like. Gene Ontology annotation, biological process: peptidyl-tyrosine sulfation. NCBI's taxonomy places the organism in Eukaryota, Metazoa, Chordata, Actinopteri, Pomacentridae. The coding region runs from base 572 to 1630 and encodes 352 amino acids. The record is from RefSeq and is a predicted model, not a curated record. The transcript is spliced from 6 exons. Gene Ontology annotation, cellular component: Golgi apparatus. Gene Ontology annotation, molecular function: protein-tyrosine sulfotransferase activity.
UUUUUCCUCUCUCAACGGCAGAUGCAGCUUCGACUUCGGUGCGCAAAGUUACGCUGCGAGUCAAGACGAACGUUGUGUGAUUCAGUGUGCAGAAAAUUACUAAAUAUUGUGGACACCACAGCUGUUACCUCGGGAAAAGAGACGGGACAACACCGACGUGUCUGUGAGGGACGGAGGAGCUGCUCGCUUCGGCGUUUUGGACCAAAGGUUCAUGUGUGCUUUUUUUCCCUCGGAUUUCGGCAGUUUCACAGACGCUGGUAGGAACCAUGGAAGAGACACGUGACUGGUUGUGGAGGGUGGUGGGCCUGGAUCCUGCUCUCCAAGAACAGAGCUUAGCAGCUGCAGAGGAAUGAGAAGCUAUCCCAACCCACACCUGAUCAUCUCCACCUUCCUGUGCUCCACCACACCUUCUUCAGCAUCACUUCACAGCUUUGUUUCUUGCACAUAUGCCUGACUGUUUGUCUAACUGACCUUUUACUGACGUGGCUACAGUCACAUGUGAUUCCAACCUCCUCACCUGCCCUUAAAUAUUAUUUUAUGUCCUACUGACUCCCAAAAACAACAACCAGCCAUGAGGAGCUCCAGGUCGAACCUGUUGCUGGGCUGCGUGCUCCUCUGCUCAGCCUCCCUGCUCUACUUGGGCAUGAGUGGGAUAGACUGUCCUCCAAAAAGCCAUCGCUAUAGGUGGAUGGAGCUCAACCUGGGCUCAGGCAAUCAGAGCCUAUCUCUGACUGAACGCUUCCCUGAAGACACACCCAUCAUCUUCAUUGGGGGCUUCCCCAGGAGUGGCACCACGCUGAUGCGUGUCAUGCUGGAUGCCCACAAUGCCGUGCGCUGUGGAGAGGAGACCCGAGUAAUUCCCCGCCUUUUGGCCAUGAGGGCGACCUGGAGCCGCUCAGUUAAGGAGAGAAUACGAUUGGAUGAGGCCGGCGUCACCGACCAGGUGUUGGACUCAGCUGUGCGAGCAUUCCUGUUAGAGGUGAUUGUCGGCCACGGAGAGCCUGCACCUCGUCUUUGCAACAAGGACCCAUUUGCGUUGAAGUCUCUGUCUUAUUUGGCGCGCCUCUUCCCUAAAGCCAAAUUUGUGCUGAUGUUACGAGACGGACGAGCAACCGUCCACUCCAUGAUAUCACGCAAGGUGACCAUCUCUGGCUUUGAUCUUACCAGCUACAGGGACUGUCUUACCAAGUGGAGCAGUGCAGUGGAGACCAUGUUCAGCCAGUGCCAGGCAGCUGGGGAAGCCAGAUGUCUCCCUGUCCGCUACGAGCAGCUCGUUCUACACCCAGAGGAAGAAAUGAGGAAGUUGCUUCACUUCCUAGAACUGCAGUGGGACCCGUCAGUGCUGCACCAUGAAGAACUGAUUGGAAAGGCUGGUGGCGUAUCUCUGUCCAAGGUUGAGCGUUCGACAGACCAGGUGAUGAAGCCGGUGAACACUGAGGCCCUCUCCAAGUGGGUGGGACACAUUCCCUCUGAUGUGAUCAGCGACAUGGCUGAAAUCGCCCCCAUGCUGGCUCGCCUCGGCUACGACCCCCAUGCCAACCCUCCCGACUACACAAGACCGGAGCCCAAGGUGCCUCCAUUCAACUAUUCACAGAAUUUGAAAGCAGCAGAAAUUCCUCACCCCAGUUAAACUUGGCUGUGCGGAUCCAUGAUAUGGAUGCACCUUAAACACGGACUUUGGGUUCAACACUAUUUGCACCUCAUGGGGAAUUUUUUAGUGCUACAUGUGUAUUUUUGAAUUGUUUGUAAGACUUGUGUGCGGUGUUCAUGUCUGUACACUAGUGGGGUGUUUAAAAAUACGGACUGAUCAAGUGGUCUGGGGUUUAAAUCUCAUCUCUUACACCGGGAGUGGACUGCCUGCUCAGGGAAGUUUGCUGCUUCUCACGCUCCAUCAUUUCCUCCACGGUGAACCGACAGUAACACACUGCAUUUCAGCACGUUCUCUCACCUCGUACCUGAAAGUAUUUCAACGUGUCUGUAAGCUGGUAUGACUUCACCACAAUGUGAAUGUGUCUUCAGACAAAAUCCUUCACUCACUGAGAUUUCAGUCAGUGUUCAUGAAGCAUAAUGACUGUAUAUUUUUGAAGACGUAUGUUUAUUUUCUUAAUAAAUUAUUUUGGUGUUGACCAUUCAUUCAGGAAUUUGGAAGCUGAAGGGAUUUAUAAUUGUUGUAUAUUGUUGAACAUUAAUAAAUGGAGCAUAAAUGUCACCUUACAA